This is a messenger RNA of Pristis pectinata (smalltooth sawfish), 876 nucleotides long. Its product is annotated as tumor necrosis factor ligand superfamily member 13B-like. The record is from RefSeq and is a predicted model, not a curated record. Gene Ontology annotation, molecular function: receptor ligand activity; tumor necrosis factor receptor binding. NCBI's taxonomy places the organism in Eukaryota, Metazoa, Chordata, Chondrichthyes, Rhinopristiformes, Pristidae. Gene Ontology annotation, cellular component: membrane. Bases 1 to 876 code for a protein of 291 amino acids. Gene Ontology annotation, biological process: immune response. The transcript is spliced from 7 exons.
AUGAAGAUGAAAAUGCUACAACAAAAGAAAGAGUUCCACACAGAACACAGAUGUAUGAUCUGCUCUGCCUUCAUCCUUACUUCGGUAGUUUUUUUGUUGGCCUACAUAACAGCAGUAACUCUAUGCCAUGUUUUUGCACUGCAAGCAGAAAUCUCAGCUCUAAGAGAGGAGUUGGGAACGUACGGGUCCCAAAGGGAUCAUUUACAAGCAUUGAUGAGGAUGACCAAGGGCAUGUCAACCAACUGGAACAGUUCAGUAAAUCAGGUUAGUGAAUUUCUUGAGAGAAACUUGAGCAAUAGGGAGAAAUCAACAGAAAGAAAAAUAAAAUUUAGAGGAAGCAGGUCUCUUCCUGAACAAGUGCAGCAGUCCUGUUUGCAAUUGAUUGCUAUGAAUGAUCAAAUGCCACUUAUGAAAGCAAAUGAUUGCCCGAGGCAUUUCUUUGGAAAGCCACAACCAAUCUGUAAAGUUGAACGAAGAUUUGUUUUAAACAAGGGUGGUAAACAAGAGACCGCAAUCCCUUGGAUUCUCAGUUUGAAAAGAGGAGAUGCUCUUGACAAAGAGGGUAACAAGAUCUCAGUCAAAGAAACUGGCUACUUCCUGGUGUACAGUCAGGUUUGGUAUAAAGACAAUACUUUUACAAUGGGACAUUUUAUCCAGAGAAGAAGGGCCAGCAGUGUGGGCAAUGAGCCACGGACUGUAAUUCUAUUUCGAUGCAUCCAAAACAUGUCUGCCUGCUGUCCAAACAGUUCUUGCUUCACAGCUGGUAUUGCAAAACUUGAAGUGGGAGAUGAACUUGAACUUGUGAUACCUCGAACUCAAGCACAAAUUGCCCUAACUGGUGAUGGGACAUUUUUUGGGGCAAUAGAACUACUCUGA